Molecule: messenger RNA, 2292 nt
Organism: Nematolebias whitei (Rio pearlfish)
Lineage: Eukaryota; Metazoa; Chordata; Actinopteri; Cyprinodontiformes; Rivulidae
Gene: prrt4a
Product: proline rich transmembrane protein 4a
Exons: 2
Coding region: 1-2292 (763 amino acids)
Source: RefSeq, a predicted model, not a curated record
AUGGCACAUGGGAAGCCUAUGUCUGGACCUGAGAACAUCAACUUCCUGGGUCAACCUUUGAGUUGGACCAUCAUGUCAUCUGAGGAUACGGACAGACAAGGUGUGCUUGGUGAAUACAGCGAGGAGAGCACCGAGACGCCUCUUUCAUAUCUCGAAGGAGGAGGACUUCUAUCAAAACACACAAAGAAUGAGUCCAGGACAGACAGCCUGAAUGCCUCCAAGACCAGUGGCACAUUUUUGCCAGGGGGUAGUAUGGACAUGUUCACCACACCCUGCAAAACAUUAGAUGAGACCUGGACUCCCACUUACCCAGAUGAUCUUACAUCCAGCGAGCCUCUUCGUCCCUUUUUGACACUCAACCCUGGCCUCCUCAUCCCCCUGUAUUCAGACUGGAACUCUGCACUUGGCACAUGGGGAUUUGCAUGGGAAGCCCACAUCUACGGUCUGGGAGCAGUCUUCAGUCUGUUUGGCCUAAUCUCUGUAAUCUGCCUGCUAGGCUUGCCCAUUCGAUGUCCUCCUGGGUUUCCCUAUUUCACAAUGUUGCACUUUUUCAUCCUGACAUUUGCUGGGAUCCAGGCCUUCAAUUUGGUCUAUGAUGCUUACAAUUCUCAAGAUCGUCUCCCUCCUCUCGUGACUCAGCUGCUCUCUGAACUGCCAUUGCCAUGUUUGAUAUCAGCUUUUUCCCUAGCCUUCCUUCUUCUUUCCUUGAACUCACGCAACCAUCUCUCACUUCCUCUUGCUAUUUCUACCUCAUUUUCAGCUUUGCCCAACCCUUGCAUUUUACUAUGCAUGUGUUCAUUUUAUUUUUUAAUCUCUCUGGGGUGUGUUGGCCUCCUUCAGCUUUUCCACAAUCUUCCUAAUGUGAUCCUUCUAAUCCCUCAGGGUGUGUUUGUCUGCUUCACUAUAUUUCUGUCAUGCUCCUACCUCAUCUUCUACUGCUUAAGACUAGUGAACUCUAAACAUAUUUACAGGCUGAAUGACAGUGGAGAGACUGGAGGAUCACCUGAAGUUACAAGACCUUCAUUUUGUCCCUUUUCCAAAGUGGAGGACUGGGAAAGGGCAGCAGGAGCUGGACUAGGAAGUUCAAUAUGUUUGCUGGGAUGUGGAGGUCUUCAACUUUAUGGGAUACUACAUGUUCUUGGUUUUGGGGGGGUGAAAGGGUAUGGGUUUCAGCCCUGGCCCUGGUGGGGUUACCAGAUAGGAUGCAGAUUCUGUGAGAUUGGUGUGUGUCUAGGUUUGUCUAUUAUUGGCUCACAUCCUGUUUUCUGUAAAAACAGCUCCUCCAUCAGGACCUUAGCCAACCCCAGACCAGGAUCUUGGUCUCGUCUAUUCUGCAGUUCCCCUUUACGAGAGCUCAAUGUCACUUCUCAAGAUGGAACUAAUUCUCCUGUUCUCUCCUCUCAUGAGUCCUGGACCCAAAGUAAGCAGGGAGAACCAGUGGUCUUUGAUGGUGUCACCAAGAGACAGUCAGAUGUGCUUCCUCUUUGUGCAGUGGAAAACCCUCCUAUAAAUGGACUAAACAAUGUCAAGAAGCUAAGCCAAAAUCCAAGUACUUUUCCUCUACUUACACCGUUACAACCACCGGACAAACCUAAAAACACAGAUGAGUCUCAUCAAUCAUCUCUGGAGAGUGUAGAUGCAGGGACUGACUCAACCGGUGACCUGCGACCUCCAUCUCCUAUAGACUUGUCUCGCAGUAUUGACCAAGCUCUAUUCAGCGACUCUUUAUUCUCUGACAGUAUAUUUGGUCCACAGAGAUUGUUCCAUGGAUCCUCAAGUGUUUCUCUGAGCUCUCUUAACCAAUGUAGAUUGAAUCAAGGACCCUGCUCAGCUGAAGAUAACAUUUACCGAACCUCCUCUUGUGGAAAAGUGGAUCAAGAAAAAGCUCUGUCAAAUUCCAGAGCUUCCCAGCCAUGUGGCAUUUUGACAUCUUGUAGUCAUGCAGCACCAAAACAAAAGGACUGGAAGGGGAGCAUUACUGGCUCCACUCAGGGUUUGUGCAGUUAUCCCAAAGAAAUGGGAAAGUUACGUUCAAAUUCUUGGACUAACAGGGGGCAAAACUUUGCACCAAGCAACUUGCCAAGAGCAAUCACCCACUUGUCUUAUCACAGGCGAUACCGAACACUGAGCCUGGCCUCCCAGAAGAGUCGGGGCUCUGGUCGAUUAGCAGGGACUAAACAACUAAGUGAAAGCAAGCAGCUGGAAUGGGAUACAGCUGCACAAGCAGAGUUUGUUGAUGUGUGCAGACAAAUUGAUGCCCUGAGUGUUUGCAGUGAUACAAUUGAAUUGUAA